AUGGAACAGCCCAAGCCCGUCUCCGAGGCCGAGGCCAAAACGCAGGCUCCGAACCAGACUCAAGGUCCGAACCCGAAAGCGGCUGGCGAAGCUCUGACGGGGGAUCAGAACUGGGCUACCUUCGUCAUGGGAUCACAGGCUCAGACUCAGACUCAGACCGAGGCCUCCGGGACUCCCACGGGUUCCGGGCCCAAGAAGUCGGUUCAUUGGAGCCCCGAAUUGGUCUCCGAAUCGCACAACAGUAGCGCCGGUGCCGCCUCUGAUUCGCAUCAGGGAUCUAAUCCCUAUGUGGCUCCUUCCCCAAUGCUCACCUCCUCUUUCUCAUUCAAAGAUUCGGUGGAGACUGUAAGGGGCGUGUUUGGGAGGUGGAGAAAGUCGGUGGGGGAGGCUACUAAGAAGGCUGAGGAUCUCGCUGGAAACACGUGGCAGCACUUGAAAACAAGCCCUAGUUUUGCUGAUGCUGCCAUGGGAAGAAUUGCACAAGGAACAAAGGUUCUAGCAGAAGGUGGUUAUGAGAAGAUCUUCCAGUCAACCUUUGAGACAGCUCCUGAGGAGCAACUUCAAAAUUCAUUUGCAUGUUACUUAUCCACAUCAGCAGGUCCAGUCAUGGGAGUUUUAUAUGUUUCUACCGCAAAACUUGCUUAUUGUAGUGAUAAUCCAAUUUCAUACAAAGCUGAUGACCAAACUGAAUGGAGCUAUUACAAGGUGGUUAUCCCAUUACAUCAGCUUAAAGCAGUUAAUCCUUCAUCAAGCAGAUCAAACCCUGCUGAAAAGUACAUCCAGGUUAUCUCCAUUGAUAACCAUGAGUUUUGGUUCAUGGGCUUCUUAAAUUAUGAUGGUGCUGUGCAAUCCCUACAAGAAGCUCUGCAAGCCCGGAGCUCAUGUGUGUGA
Messenger RNA from Prunus armeniaca (apricot), 891 nucleotides. NCBI's taxonomy places the organism in Eukaryota, Viridiplantae, Streptophyta, Magnoliopsida, Rosales, Rosaceae. The record is from the annotation of a GenBank genome assembly.